AGACCGCUAACCCGUUUUGCCCAUUUCGCCGGUCCCAAAAAAAACUUAGCUCCAUAAAUUCACUGCCUUUUCAUUCUCCAGUUCCACUACUACUACUACCGCUACAAUUUAAUGUUUAACUCUCCUCCCACCGCUGCAGAUCCAGAGCUUCCACUGCAGAGAUGAAGGUGGUGGCUGCAUAUUUACUGGCCGUGUUGGGAGGCAACACCUCCCCCUCCGCUGAGCAUAUCAAAGAUAUCCUCAUUUCUGUUGGAGCUGAUACUGAUGAUGAUAGGAUUAAAUUUCUUCUUUCUGAAGUUGAUGGUAAGGAUAUAACAGAACUUAUUGCUGCUGGUCGGGAGCAGUCGGCAUCAGUGCCUUCCGGCGGUGGUAUUGCCGCUGCUGCACCUGGUAGCGGUGGUGGUGCUGCCGCUGCUCCUGCUGCAGCUGAGGCAAAGAAGGAAGAAAAGAUGGAGGAGAAAGAGGAGUCAGAUGAGGACAUGGGCUUCAGUCUGUUCGAUUAAAGAGUUGAUUUAGUUAUAUCACCAUAAGGAUCCCUUUCUUCCUGAUUGAGAGCUUUUAACUGGGCAUUUAAUCGUCUUUUACAUUGGUAUAAUCCUUGAAUCAUAUGUUAUGAUAGAUGAGAUUUUUUUAUGAAUUUCCUAUAAUUAAAUGGAUUUGGUCGGUGAA
This is a messenger RNA of Hevea brasiliensis (rubber tree), 669 nucleotides long. Its product is annotated as 60S acidic ribosomal protein P2-4. Bases 162 to 503 code for a protein of 113 amino acids. Gene Ontology annotation, biological process: cytoplasmic translational elongation. The transcript has 4 exons. The record is from RefSeq and is a predicted model, not a curated record. Gene Ontology annotation, molecular function: structural constituent of ribosome. Lineage: Eukaryota; Viridiplantae; Streptophyta; Magnoliopsida; Malpighiales; Euphorbiaceae. Gene Ontology annotation, cellular component: ribosome; cytosolic large ribosomal subunit.